AGACUAGUCAGUUAGUUCUGUGUUGACUGCGGUUCGAGAAGGUUGACAGUUUUCAUUUUGGCUCGCCCGAAAUCGGUAGACUACCACACUUAGCGGUUUUGGAUUUCUGAUUUCUAUUCGAUUCGAUCAAGGUGACUGCACAAGAUCCGAUCGAGAGAACAUUUUGAGCCUAAACCAACAGCUACCCUUUUCCCCGACCAAAUACGACAUAUACAACGAUAUAGCAACCCGUUUUCGAAUCGCAACGUACUAAGCGCAUUAUUUGUCAGGAAUAUUAUUUUAAAAGUAUCAAUUAAGUCUCGUUAAAAAAUGGCUUUAGAAAAAAUUGCUAUGUCCCAGCUAGCGAUGGUUGAGGAACAACAAGAACGAAUUGGAAAUCAAAAAUGGACUCAAUACUUAGCUGCCUUUAUUGCGACGAUUGGUGGGUUCAUCGCGGGUUCAGCCCUAGGAUGGACAGCUCCAGCCGGUCCAAUGAUGGAAAACAAUCAAUAUUCAUUCCCUAUUUCAAAUGAGAAUCUCGCGUGGAUUGGAGCGUGUAUGCCACUUGGUGCCAUGCUUGGAUGUCCGGUUACCGCUGGCCUAGUCGACAAAUUGGGACGUAAAAACAUGAUGCUAAUGUUAUCUGUCCCAGCACUCAUUGGUUGGGCAAUGAUAAUUUGGGCAGAAUCUGUGGUAUGGAUCUGUGCUGGCAGACUUUUGACCGGAUUCUCUAGUGGAUCGUUGUCUGUUAUUGUACCCAUGUAUACUUCUGAAAUAGCCGAAAAGGAAAUUCGUGGUACUUUGGGUACAUAUUUUCAGUUGCAAGUCACUGGAGGAAUUUUAUUCACCUAUAUCGUAGGAUCUUAUUUCAAUGUAUUUGGUUUGACUAUAAUCUGUGCCAUCAUUCCAAUCGUAUAUGUGGCUCUGAUGGUUUUAAUGCCAGAAAGUCCAAACUUCCAUCUCAUGAAAGGAAAUGUUGAAAAAGCUCGUUUAUCUUUAAGAUAUUUCCGCGGACCAUAUGGCACAGUGGACCAAGAAUUGUCUGUAAUGCAAGACUCGUUGGCGAAGACUGAAAGAGAAAGAGUUCCGUUAAUGGAAGCAUUCCAAACAACUCCAGCUAAACGUGGUUUGUUUAUUGGUCUUGGAGUUAUGCUUUUGCAACAAUUUUCUGGAUGCAAUGCUGUCAUAUUUUACGCUACGUAUAUCUUUAAAGAAUCUGGAAGCGCAAUGGAACCAAAUAUGUCCACAAUUAUCGUUGGUAUUAUGUCAGUAAUUGCCACUUAUGUUUCUACACUGAUCGUUGACAGAUUAGGAAGGAAAAUUCUCCUUUUGAGCUCAAUUAUUGUCAUGGGAAUUUGUACUUUGCUAAUUGGUGGCUUCUUCUUAAUGAAGGCUAACGAACAAGAUGUGUCAUCAAUUGGAUUUAUUCCACUUGUAUCUAUGUGUGUAUUCAUAAUCCUGUUCUCUCUUGGUUUUGGUCCAAUCCCAUGGAUGUUGAUUGGUGAAAUCUUCCCAGCACAAAUCAAAGGAACCGCUUGCUCGGUCGCCUGUAUGGCCAACUGGUUUUUCGCUUUCAUCGUCACGAAAUUCUUUUCGUCGUUGGUAUCUGCCAUUCAUAUAUACAAUACAUUCUGGUUAUUCACAUUUUUCUGCGUUUUGGGUACGUUCUUUGUAAUUUUCGUCGUUCCUGAAACCAAAGGCAAGACUAUGGAUGAAAUUCAAGAAAUACUCGGCGCGGGCAAUGAUCUUACACCACCAACACAUGCCAAUGUUUCCAUCGACACCAAAGGAAAAUCAGCGGCCUGGUCAUCCAACUCACACACUCAUAAUCCUCUAAAUCAGACUUCAGUUCCAUCCGAUAUUCGUAUAUUAAUUGCUGAUAAGAGAAGGGCUAGAGCCCUAUUUCAACGCAAUCGCCUUCCCUCUCUUAAACAUAAUUAUGAUAAACUUUCUAAUCUCCUUAAAAAAAUGUUGGCCAAACAUAAAGCCUCAUUACUCGAAAAAUUCCUGACAAAUCUGUCUCCAAAUAACGGCAGUCUUUGGAAAGCCACCAAAAGAACAUGUAAACUUAACUCUCCAAAUAUACCAAUUAAAAAAUCAGAUGGAUCCUUCGUCUGCACUGACCAGGACAAAGCUGAAUUAUUUAAAGAUUACCUUCAUGAAACAUUCCAACCCCAUCCUGAUAUCUUCUCUCUUGAAAAUAAUAUUGUUGUUGCUGAGUCUUUAAACUCUCCUCUUCCUGUAUUUCGUCCUGUAAAACAUUUCUCACCAAGUGAACCUAAGAAACCUCCAGAUUCCGUAUCUUCCUUCCGUCCCAUUAGUCUCCUACCAUUUUUCGCAAAAAUCCUGGAAAAAUUGAUCCUUAAGCGCAUCUUACCAAGUAUCUCAAACUCAGUUCUACCUGAUGCCCAAUUUGGCUUUCGUUCUGCCCACUCUACUAUUCACCAGGUGCAUAGAAUUGUUGAUGCCAUCUCGUUCUCACUCGAAAAAAAACAGUAUUGUACUUGCGCCUUUUUAGAUGUUUCUCAAGCGUUUGAUAGGGUAUGGCACGAUGGUCUUCUUGUUAAAUUAAAAAAAACUCUGCACCCUGUUUUUUACCUUAUCAUAAAAUCAUAUCUAUCCAACCGUCAUUUUCAAAUCAGAUUCGGUAAUGCACACUCAACUAUAUCCAAUAUCUCAGCCGGUGUUCCACAAGGGGGUAUACUCUCCCCUGUACUUUACAACAUUUAUGCUGCUGAUCAGCCUACUACACUAAACACUCUAGUUGCUGAUUAUGCAGACGAUAAGGCAAUAAUAUCUAUACAUUCUAAUCCGGAAAUAGCUUCACACAAUCUUCAGAAUCACCUAACCCUUAUGGAAGACUGGUACACUAUGUGGCGCUUCAAAAUUAACCAGUCUAAGUCCUCGCACACUACUUUCACGCUUCGUCUCUCUCCCUGUCCCAAGCCCAUCUGGACAUAUGGCAUUCAACUCUGGGGUAAUGCAAAAGUAUCAAACAUCAACAAAAUACAAACCUUCCAAAAUAUAGCGCUAAGGAAACUACUUAAUGCUCCACCUUAUGUCUCCAACCAGUCCAUACAGCAAGAUCUCAGGAUGAACUCCGUUAAAGAUGAAGCAAAACUCUACUACAAGCGUUUCAACAGUAGGUUACCCAAUCAUCCUAACCCUCUUAUCAAAAACCUAGCAGUCCCUUCGAUUCCGGGUAACCCCGUCAGACGUCUCAAACGAAUCACUAAACUUUUAUCUGAUAUAAGUACAGAGAUAGAUCAUAAUAUGAAUAAGAUAUUUGAGGAAAAAAGUAGAGUAUAUAAUUAUGAUGACAAUCAUGUUGCUACUAGUUUCAGACGUCCCGUUGAUGAAGAUGAAGUUGAAACACCGAAAAAAGUCUAUGGUGAAAAAUCUCCACUUGUUAACAAAACAGUUACUAAAACUAUAACAAUAGCUCAACAAAUUGCUGCUGAUAGCAUAGAAUCUCAAGUACAAACUCAAAAAGGAAAUCAGUAUUUGGCUGCAUUAAUCGUUACUAUUGGAGGGUUCAUCAUGGGCACAACACUUGGGUGGACAUCUACUGCGGGUCCAAUGAUGGAAAACGGUCAAUAUGGAUUUCAAAUUACUGUGGAAAAUGUUUCAUGGAUAGCAUCAGUCAUGCCACUUGGUGCCAUGCUGGGAUGUCCAGUUAUGGCUGGUCUAGUCAACAAAUUAGGACGUAAACAUCUUAUGAUAAUGUUAACCAUACCUACACUUGCUGGUUGGGCAAUGAUAAUAUGGGCUAAAUCUGUGAUAUGGAUUUGUGCUGGGAGAUUUUUAAUCGGAUUUUCUAGCGGAUCAUACUCUGUUAUUGUACCUAUGUACACUUCAGAAAUAGCUGAAAAGGAAAUCCGUGGUACUUUAGGUACUUAUUUUCAAUUACAAGUUAAUGCUGGAAUCUUGUUCACAUAUGUUAUAGGAUCAUAUCUUGAUGUAUUUGGUCUAUCUAUUGCUUGUGCAAUCAUUCCAGUGAUUUAUUUAUACUUAAUGUUUUUAAUACCAGAAAGUCCAAUUUUCUAUCUCAUAAAAGGAAAUGUUGAAAAGGCCCGAUUAUCGCUAAAAUAUUUCCGCAAGCCUGUUGAUUGUGUAGAUCAAGAAUUAAAUACUAUGCAGAGUGCAUUAGCUAAAAUUGAAAGGGAAAGAGUUCCUAUCACAGAAGCAUUCCUAACUACACCAGCCAAACGAGGAUUGUUCUUAGGUCUUGGAGUUAUGGUUUUUCAACAGUUUUCUGGAUGUAAUGCUGUUAUAUUCUAUGCCACAACUAUCUUCAAUGCAACUGGGAGUUCAAUUUCAUCAAAUACCUCCACAGUUAUUAUUGGUAUUAUGGCUGUAGUGUCUACAUAUGUAUCAACACUAGUUGUUGAUAAAUUGGGACGAAAAAUUCUUCUGUUAUAUUCUAUUGUUGCAAUGGGAAUUUGUACAUUUCUCAUUGGUGGAUUUUUUUAUGCAAAAGAAUUCAAUUACAAUACUUCAUCUGUUGGAUUUAUUCCAUUGGUGUCAUUAUGUAUAUUUAUAAUAUUAUUCUCUGUUGGUUUUGGCCCAAUUCCAUGGAUGUUAAUGGGUGAAAUAUUUCCAGCUCAAAUUAAAGGCAUUGCUAGCUCAAUAGUUUGCAUGUCAAACUGGCUGUUUGUAUUCUUGGUUACCAAAUUUUUCACAUUAUUGGUUUCUGCUAUUUAUUUAUACAACACAUUUUGGCUAUUCACAUUAUUCUGUGUAUUGGGAACAUUCUUUGUGGUGUUUAUUGUACCAGAAACCAAAGGCAAGACCAUGGAAGAAAUUCAAGAACUUCUUGGGGCUGAUCUCAUUCCACUAUUAACAGAAAAUCGUGAUGAUGUCUAAAACUAAUCAAUUUUAUAUUAUUUAUCCACCAGUCAUCGUUUACUAUUAUUAUU
This is a messenger RNA of Melanaphis sacchari, 4898 nucleotides long. RefSeq lists its product as uncharacterized. NCBI's taxonomy places the organism in Eukaryota, Metazoa, Arthropoda, Insecta, Hemiptera, Aphididae. Bases 310 to 4845 code for a protein of 1511 amino acids. The transcript has 19 exons. Gene Ontology annotation, cellular component: membrane. The record is from RefSeq and is a predicted model, not a curated record. Gene Ontology annotation, biological process: transmembrane transport; carbohydrate transport. Gene Ontology annotation, molecular function: sugar transmembrane transporter activity.